This is a messenger RNA of Cuscuta campestris, 1192 nucleotides long. The record is from the annotation of a GenBank genome assembly. Lineage: Eukaryota; Viridiplantae; Streptophyta; Magnoliopsida; Solanales; Convolvulaceae.
GGUAAGUUUCAUAGUGUCGGAUAAGUCGUCUCUCUCUCUCUCUCUCUCUCUCUGCGUUACACGCACAUCUCUGUGUUGGCGGUCAGAUCGAUUUCUGCGGCAAAAAACCUACGAAAAUGCAGGAGAAGAAGGCAGAUUCAUCGUCUUCCAGCAAGAAGAGUGCCAAAAAAGCGAACCUCUUAGAUCACGGAUCCAUCAAGCACAUCCUCGACGAGACCGUUUCCGAGAUCGUGACUAGCAAGGGCUACACUGAAGAUGUGAGGCUGAGCAAUGUUAGAUUGUUGCUAGGGGUCGUUAUCAUCACAAUCGCCCUCUUCGCUCAGUUCUACAACAAGAAAUUUCCAGAAAAUCGGAAUUUUCUCAUUGGCUGCAUAAUAUUAUAUCCUUUUUCUGAUCACUUUUUUUCUGAACUGACUUCCAUUUCUGUCUUUCUGUGUUUGUGCUUGGUCUUUUUUAUCAGUGAGAAAAUUGUUUAACAAAUUUUACUUGUAAUCUGUAUGGUAUAGGAUAGGAAAUGGGUUACCCUUUUGAGAAUCAUUCAUCUGAAUCAUGAUACAAGUAGUUUCGAUUUAAUUACUUCUGUGGUUGGGCUUUCUAUAUGUUUAAUCUUGACUAUGGCAAGUAUGUUAUAGCCAAUGCGGUUCUGCAGCUGAUAGUUUACACCAAGGAAAAGAAUGCCAUUCUGUUCACUUAUCCUCGAGUUGGAUCUUUCAAUAGUACUGGCUUAGUGGUAUCCUCAAAGCUGCCUAGAUUCUCAGAUAUGUACACACUGACAAUAGCAAGUGCAGAUCCCCAGUCAAUCUCAGCAAAAUCUCCUGUGGAGAUCACAAAGAGCGUUACACAAUGGUUUACAAAGGAUGGAGUUCUUGUGGAGGGAAUCUUUUGGAAAGACGUUGAAGCACUAAUCAACGAUUAUGCCCAAGAAAGCAAAAAGAGCAAGUGAUAGAGUCUCAUAGCCAGCGCGGAGAUAGAAAGCAUCUUGUUGGUAGCACAAUGAUGCCUGCCACAAGAUGUUUGGGCUAUGGCAUCUUGGACCUUAUUAUGAUUUAUAUAGAUGAAUUUGAUCGGGUAUAUUAGGCAUAUUUCUAAUAUACUCCAUCAAUAUGCAUUGUAAUUCUUAUUUAAUUUAUCAAAAUUUGUCUAUUUUGGGCCUUUGCAUAAAAAUAUUUUGUAAUAAUAUUUUCUUUACCCU